GAUUUUAGCUAUUUGAAAUGAUACAUUGGAAUUAUUUUGACAGUUUGCUGUUUAAAAAGACUGGAUUUAUUCAUGCUCACAUUAAUUAUUUUUUAAUGAUUUUUUGAAAAAUAUUAAUUAAGUACAAUUAAGUACUAAAUAGAACAAAGUGUUAAAUAGACGAUCUCUAAGAUAAGGUUUGUAUAUUUAAAAUGUGGGUGUUGUGGACAAAGAAAGCUAUUAAAAACUUCACAUUCAAAUGCAGACUUAACAACGUGUUUUAUAAGCACGUUCUUUAAACAGGUCGAAGGACUUUCAAAAUUUAUUAUCAUGUUUAUCAGUGAUGAUUAAGGAACUACAUACUGCGUACGGUGCAUAGAGAGAAAUUACUUUUUGGAUUAAAGUUUAUCACAAAAAGAAACCAGUGAAGAACAUGUUGCUGAAGCAUUGAUUAAAAGAUACGGUUAUGUUCGAUGGAUUUAUUUUGAGUGCAUUUACACGAUACAGAUUUUAUUUCAUCGCAAACAUUUUGUCACCAGGAUCGUUACUGUAGUUGUGUGCUAUUCAGUGACAGCUGAUGUAUUUUGUAUCCAAAAAAAAUGCUGAAAAUGUCGCCCUACUAAGGGGUAGACUUCCUUGUUAGUUCACUUGAGUGUUGAUUUACAAUAUAUAUAUUAGAUGUACAAUAUAUCAGAUGUAUAAUACCAUAUUUGGUGUGUGAUAUUUUAAUAAAUAAGGAUAUAUUGAAUUACACAGAAAUUGCUUGCUCAUAUAACAUGCUAAAUUGUGUCACCAUAUAUGGGAAUUAAAAGAAUAUUGCCAUUUACUCAGUUACUAUAAUGGCCUUCAGUACACGGAAUUAUUCGUAACUGCAAUAUCAUUACGCAGAGAGAUGCUCAGUCAUAGCGUUUGUCUCUCGAUGGUGAUAAAUUUAUCGGAUGCCAUUAUAUUUGUAUUUUACGACUCCUUUAAUGCUGCUUGUCACGAUGCAAAGUUGAUGAAUUUUAGUGGCACUAUAGUGAGAACUCUUAAUUGACCUGGAUUUUAAAAAAUGUGCGCAGAAGAAACAGAUUAUUUGCAGACUGAAAAUGAAAAAAGAAUAACUGAAUACUGAAAGGUUUACAGUAAAUUGUUUGUCAAUAGCUUUUGUCAUUGAUGAAAUGGAUAGAGAAGAACGAGAAUAUUGAGUAUAAAUCAAAGUUGAUGAACAAAUACAGUGUAAUUUUUGUGUACACAUCUGAAUUAAAAUUUGAAAAAUGAAUACAGUGUGAACUCUGGAAAAAAACACGCAUUCAAUGCUGGCGGACAGAUAUCUACUAGAUGAAGAGCAGUGGCGGACAAUGGUUGGGGACGUUUAUAGUUGCUAUGGCAACCAAAGAUGCAGACAAGAUUUUCGUAAGAACAAGUGUUGUGUUCAUGUGUGGAGUUAUUACAAAGAUUUGCGCAGUUCUCGAUCAGCGUUGAAAAAGCUACGGAAGCUUUUCAACACCGUUAGAUUCGUAACUAAGUUAAAACCAUGUUUCAGCGAGAGCUACUUCGCAGUGAAGGGAGCUGCGCUGAUCUUGCCACAAAAUGAUGAAACCGUCUACACUCGACGCCAUAACAAAAACCAUGCCGGUGACGACAUACAAAUGCAUCUACAAGCCAUGUUCAGUCUUCUUCGGCCCUCUGAUACAAUCAAAGUGGCGGUCAAAUUGGAAGGUGAACACACACGUUACCUGGCAGUCGUAUCAUGUAUCGGUCGUCAGGACACAGAGGAAUCAGUCAUCCUCGGAAUCGACAUUCUUGAGCAAGCCUCCGUCGGCCUCAUAUUGCCUGUUUGGGCUCACACAGAGAUCUCGCUAGAUGGGGAUGGAGGUUUCACCAUCAAAAUCGAGAAUAACACCCAUGCAUUUAAACCUGUCUCUGUACAGGCCAUGUGGUCAGCAUUACAAAGCCUGAACAAAGUGGUGAAGAUCGCAAAAGACAUGCUCUACAUUCCGCGCGGCCUUACACACACUUGGGUGGGGUAUUAUGAGGGGCUACUCUCGAAAGAGUCAUAUCUUGUUUCUGAAUGGACUGCCUGCAAGGAUCGUGACCUAUCCUACAGAGCUGAUCCUAAAUUACGUACAGAAUUUUCCGGUCGCCUGCUCCGUCGUACCCAGUCCACUCCUGUAACAUCGAAUAUGAACACCUACCAGCAAGAAGAAGAUAUAUAUCGGGUGAUCAAACAUGAGUUGAAGAAUGUUAUGAUGGAGGUCGACCUUGAAGAAGUGACCUGCAUCUUUCUGCGCAAGGCAGUUGAGGCAAAAUUAGGCCGCGACCUGAAGGAGUAUCGAAGCUUCAUCGACGCGCAGAUGAUGGAGAUCCUAGGACAAAUGGACGCCCCAUCCAAGAUUCUCGACCACCUCUACCUGGGAUCUGAAUGGAACGCUUCAAACCUGGAGGACCUGCAGAAUAAUGGUGUCCAACACAUCUUGAACAUAUCACGGGAGAUCGACAACUUCUUCCCGGGGAUCUUACACUACAUGAACGUCAGGGAGUGGGACAAUGAACAGGCAGACCUGAUGAAAUACUGGGAACACACACAUAGAUUCAUUAACAAAGCAAGGAAGAGGGGUAGCAAAGCCCUUGUUCAUUGCAAGAUGGGUAUCAGUCGAUCUGGGUCCACUGUGAUAGCUUACCUCAUGAAAGAGAAGAGAAUGUCCCUGGAAGAGGCCUUCAAUUUCACAAAAAGUAAAAGAUCCAUUGUCAACCCAAACAACGCAUUUAUGGCCCAGCUGGAGACAUACCAGGGAAUCCUCAAUGCUAAUUGGAACAAAGAGAAGUUUGAAAAUCAAGUUAUACCAAGACCACUUGCCAAGUUGGCCGAGGAGGAGAUACCACCUGUUGAGUGCUUCCAGUCACCGGAGGAUUUACUUGAAUAUAAACUAGGCAAAGAUCUUGCUGAAGGUGGUGAUCUCCCAUACCUGCACACAGAACAUGACAUUGAUAUUGCAUCUCGAAGUGCCGACUCGACUGAGGACUCCCAUGAAGACCAACUCUCACCAAAGUCUGCUGACGACCAUGGUUCAAAAAAGUUCAAAUAUCGCAAAUCAGAUGCGGAAAAGAUGGAAAGUGGGGAUUUAAAUGAUAGUUCUGACACAGAUUCUGAAUCCACUGAAUCAGAAGAGUUUUCUUUUGGUGAAGACUUUAAAUGUGAGGAUGAUGUUAUGGUCGAUGAUGAUGAGAAAGAUGGUGCUUCAGGAUUUAAACCCAUAGAUUUGCCAGAUGUGCUUAUCGAUGCUGUGGAAGAGAGAAUGAAGCCUAGAGUAGUGGACUCUAGGAGAUGCAAGUCAGAGGGUGAUAAAGGGACUCUUGCCGUAAUUGAAAAUAUGGAUGGUGGUUUUUCAAGGGAAGGUUCAGUUUCUAAGUUUAGAGCAGAUGGUAGCUGGAUUAAACCUCCCAGUAAAGAUGACAUGAUUGAUGAUAAUGGUGAGGUUAUUGAAUUUAAUGAAGGCGUGGAUGAAGACACUAAUGAUAAUGUGGCUGAUAGAUCUGAAGGAAUAUGGAUCGGGGACAAAAGUGUUGAUAAGGAACCUGAACCUAAUGAAAACAAAAAUGCAGAUUCAAUGGACAUGGAUGAAAGAGAUAUGUCUCAGGGAGAUGUGAGACAGGAUCCUUAUACUAAAGAAAAUAUAUCAUGGGAAGCUGGCUCAGUGAUAAAACAGAAAAAAGAUAUUGAGACGAAAUAUGGCUCAGGAACUGUCACUUCUGUGAAAAAGCCUGAUACAUCGAGUCCAUCCAUUGAAAUCUCAGGUGAACCAGAGAAAAAUACUCAGAAUUUAGUAAAAUCAUCAUCAAAUCCAGAGAUUACUGUUGAAAACGAAUCAGAACUUUUUAAAUUGGAGUCACAUGACCUGAGUGGCCAAUCAGAAGGCAGCAGUGGUGCUGUAAGCCAAUCAGAAAGCAGGGAUGAUGGUGAGGGAAGGAAAUCGGUGUAUGAGGUAGAAGAAAUUGACCUUCCAGAAGGCAUAGUAAGAAAAACCAGGCUGGAAAUAGAAGAGAAACAUAGAUUGUCACUCGAGAGCCCAAGAACAAAACUGAAGAGAUCUUCAAGCUUGAAAUCAAACCGUGUCACCCCAAAAGCCAGGGACCGGGAUAACGAGAGGAGAAAAACUUGCAUAGCUCUUCUUUCCCCCACCCACCCAGAUUACACAGGGCAUGGUCAGUCUGGGUUACUCAGUCCCACAUCUUGGUCACUAGGAGCUUCAUCUGCUCCAUGUCAAGCAGGAGCUCGCAUGCAUUCUUCUGAUGACUCAGAUGAAGACGAAAACCAGUCUGGUUCAGUGAAGGUUUACAAAUUCAUGGGAGAGGAAGUGACAGUUCAAGAAGGGAUGGUCAAGAAGCAGAAACAAGAUAUAGAGAAGAAAGGUUCACAUCAACUCCAAACAGCAGACACCAGUCCAUCAAGCCGUGACCGAAUUCUCCUUAAAUCGGAAAGUGUUUCCGAUUUCCGUCAUGUCCAACCAGAACAGACAGAUUCUAGUUCGAAAAUCGAUAAAUGUACAAAAUACUCCCCUGUUAGUUUUAGGCGAGAAAAAUCAUCAUCAAUUUCUGAAUCCAAUGACUCGCAAUAUUCCGGUGAAAGAUUUGAUCAUAAUUUAAAUUCAAGAAGCAAUUCCUUUAGUAGGAAGGAUUCAUUCACAAGCAAAGAUUCAUUUGGAUGCUCCCCUCCUAGCGGAUCUAGUUAUCCUUUGAAUAAUGUAACUCCUCCAAGAAAACAGUCAGUGACUAAACAGAAAAGCCGAUUUGAUCCGGAAACUUUGGCCUUAAUUCGCGAGAUUGGUUCAGCUUUGUUAAACAGUCCUGCUAAAGCUGAAUUAGAAGAUGACGAUGAUGUGGAUUUGAAAGAGGGUGAAAGCCUCGUUAGUCACUAUGUUAAAAAAAUUGAGAAGACCUCAAAGGUUACUCCACGGAAAUCUAAACGAGAGAUUAUAAUAAUUGAUAAGAUUGACUCAGGUAGUGAGAAAGGUAAAUCUCAGUUGGCGAGCCGGACAUCUCCAGUUUCAAAGAAACAUGACACUGAUGAAGUGCCAUCAAAAUGGAGCCCUUUGUCGAAAAGACCUUCUUUCUCAACUAUUUCUCCUGAAGGAAAACGAAGUCAAACUACAAAGGAAUGUGAUAAUUACACGCAAUCUCCUGUACGCAAUAAGACUGAGAAUAAUAUUUGUGUAAAUAAAUUUCAGAAUGUUUCUGAUACUCACCAUGAGGAAUCUAUUAUGUCAUUGAACUUACAACAGUCAGAUUUGAGCGAUAGUUCUAGCAAUAAGGCAACUCAUGAUGAUAAUAGUGACUCAAGCGAGGUUUGCUCAGUAAAAGACUUGUGCGGAAAGUUUGAAAUACCAGAUCCAGGUGCUUUGAAGGUGUCGCCAAUUGUUAGUCCUUCGGGCAUUUCUCCAGUGUUUUCUGGUGCUAAACUUGAUUUAAAAGGUGUUGAAAUAAAAUCCUCAUCUCCUCAUUUACCUUUACUUACCUCUGAAGGUCAUGAUAGUGUCAAAGGUCAAGGUCAAAUUGGGACAAUUUUGCCCCUACUCAAGAGACAAACGGAGCCUUCAAUUCAUUUAAGCGAUCGAUCUAUGAAAAUGUUUGAAUCAAAAUGGCGUGAUAUUGGAGAAAAUGUGGUUAUAUGUAAACAUGACACAUCCCCGGUAAGGGAAGAAAGUGAUGACCUUGACUAUGAUAACAAAGGUCAUCACAAUGAAGGUCAAGGUUAUAAAACGAGUAAUAAUUUAAGGCCAAAAUCAUCGCAACCUUCGGCGAAUAGGGGUCAUAGAUCUCUCGGAUCAGCCACUGGACAAAAGUUUUACAAACAGUCGCUUUCGAUGCAUGAAUCAGGAAUGGGCGAACAAGAUUCACAGUUUACGUGGGAGGGGAAAAAGGUUCGCAAGUCCUACGGAAAGUCUCAUCCACUCGCAAAACUUGAAAACAGACAAUCAGAGGCACGAAAAAAUCCUUUUUACAACACUAUGUAAUAAUUUUUAUGACCGCAAAUUACAACUUUACUUUGUAUUUCUACCUUACAGGAACUAUAUAGUUUUAAUGAACAUGUACAUGUACUUAUGUAAUGCAUUAUUAUAUAAUGUUGAAGUCUUUAUGACAAUGACUCAUCAAAAUAUUACCUCAAGGAUAACCUUAAGGACUUAAGGACAUACCAUAUAAAAAUAAUUGCAUUAUACCCAGUCUUUAAAAGGUGACCUAAGUAUUUUCUCUAUAAUUAAUAUGAUGUUACUUGAUACUUUUUGAUUGGUGGAUUUAUCAACAUGUUUUCGCUUACUUAACUUACAGUUGUUGUUUUUUCUGAUUUAUUUUUAACACAGAUAUAUAUGUUAACUGAAAUAUAUAUAGUAACUGAUUUACAAAAUACCAAAUAACAUGCUUAACUUACAGUUAUAAUUAAAAAAAUCUAGACUAAACGCAAAUAUUUGUUUGUGGUAUGUCUCCACUUUGACGUAUUUCAUUUGACAAUAAUUUUGUUAAGUUUGUUUAAAUAUUGUUAAGUUUUGUGCUUACAGUUUACUUAUUUAAUAUCCGAGGCAUGAUCUGGCAAACGUCCUGUGUCAUAUCACUUUAGAAAUUAAAUCAUUAAUUUAAAAAGUAUACACAAUAAUUUUUUUGGGGUUAUACAUGUCGGGAAGAAAAUCCAACAUGUAUGUGAACUUAAAUGAUAAAAAAUCUUCCAGCCUAUCUUUAAACAAGAAUAUAAGUUAUAAAUGAACUUGACAUUAUUAGAAUACUACAACUAUAAUUAUCACGGCUUCUUAAAACUGACAAUUUGCCGGUCUGGACCGAUUUUGACAACACCAGACGGAUUACAGUAACAGAAAAUGGAAAAAAAAUCUGAAAGGUCUGAAAUUUGUUCAUUUUGUUUUAUAAUUUCGGUCCAAAACUUUAAUAAAUAUGUAAAAAUUGUAAAACUCAAACCUAUUUUGUCAUUCACACAUCCCCCAAUAAAAGUUACAGGACCGGAUAAUUAUAUAUAUAUAUAUAUAUAUAUAUUUAUAUAAAUGAAAGCAUUUGUUCCUGCAUUUAUGAUAUAUUAAAAAUACAUUUCAAAAAGCCCCAACUUGAAAUACAUAAUACAGAUUUUAAAGAAAUGGUAUAUAGUAUUUCAGAUGUACAUGUACACUUGAUUUUACAAAAUUAUGUAGAUUUCUUUUGUAUAUGUCUCUGUUAAGUUGAGUUCUCAAUAAAUUGAAUUAAUGUCUUGACUAAGCAUUAAAGUGCACAUAUAUGUUGAAUAUUUCCUUUCAUUUAUGUGCUAGAUCUCGGUAUUUAUCAUCAUGAUGCAUUAUAAAGAGAACAUUCCAUGAAUGUAACUAUGACGAUGUUCUCUGUUUAACAUUUUGAUGUAUACGUCAUUGUGGUAGUUGAGCAGUAAUGAUACUUUUGUGACCUGCCUCCAUCAAAGGGGAGGUUUUUGUACCAGUUUAUUGUAAUUUUCCCUAAACUCAGUGCCCUUGAUGUUCGUAAAGGUUAACAAUAUUUGUAAAAGUAGAAAUAAAUUGUUUCGUUUUUUUGUUGUUUUUUUCCGAAAAAUAUAAUGUGAGAUCAUUCAAAAAAUCCUGUAAUAAAUUUUUCCAAUUGUGAGAUCAUGUUUAAUCAUUUAUAAGUAUAUAUAGGAGUCAUUCCAGUUUCGCACAGAUUUUUAUUUUUCCCCUGACAGAGGGUUUCACUGUUUCAGAGAAAAGUAAUGGUAUAAUGUCACCCUGUUUAAUAUUUAUAUUGGGUCGAUUGUUCAGAAAAUUGUUUAAUUUAAAAACAUUGUUAACUGGAUCAUUGUUAACUUUCAAAUCUUUAAUACUCUGAAAGUUUCAUAGACAAACAUGUGGUCUCCAGUACUUUAUACAAAAAUUUAGACAGCUGAUUUAGCUAAGAUUAUUUUACUUAUUAAGUAUAUCAGCCCUUCAUGAAAUAUUCCACCUUUGAAAGUUAACAAUGGUGCCGUUAACAUUGUUGUGAACUUUAACACAGUUCUGAACAAUCAGCCCAAUGUCACAUGAUGUCAUUUCUGUUUGAUAUGCUGGUCUUUCAUUAUAUGAAAUAUGAAAAUUGUUACAUCUUUUUCAGUUAUAUAUCUUUAAUCAUGUUUUGCCAGUGAUGAAAUGUUGUCUUGUCUGAAUGUUCAAGUAUUCGUUUAAAUUAGAUAUAUUGUACGUUUCUUAUGUAGUUACUUUAGUCUUUCACUUAAACAUGAUAUUAGAAUAUAUAUACAUUAAGACUUAACCCCUGUUAUGGUAAAUCGUACAUAUUAUCCAACCACAUAUAUAAGUUUAAACGAUUUAAGAUUAUAACAUGCAGACAUUUUUACACUUGGAUAAGUUGUCCGGAGGUGAUCUUUAGGGUAGUUGGCACGUUUUUAUGCCCCCGAAGGUGGGCAUAUUAAAAUCGCACCGUCCGUCCGUCCGUGUGUCCGGCUCAAUAACUCAUGUCCGGGCUGUAACUUUCCCUUGUAUGGACAGAUUUUAAAAUAACUUGCCACAUGUGUUCCACAUACCAAGACGACGUGUCGCGUGCAAGACCCGUGCCCCUACCUCAAAGGUCAAGGUCACACUUGGGUGUUUAUUCACAAUGGAAUGCUGCAUAUAUAAGGACAUAACAGUGUCGGUUGUCAACUAUGGGUGGUAUUUUUUAUGUUUAGAGGCAAUUUAAAAUAACUUGCCAUAUGUAUUUGAAAGGCAAGAUCAACUUUUCAUGUACUGACCUUGUUCAUAGGUCAAUGUCACAAUCGGGGGCAUUCGUCACAUACUGUGACAGCUCUUGUUAAAUGAUAUGAUUGGUUAGUUAUAUUCAUCUAAUAAAUAUAUUGUCCUAUCAAUAAAAAAGUUGGCUAACAAUUAUUAAUCCCAAAAAAUAGCUAUUUCAUGCAAUUGGUUGCAUUUGGGUGAAGCUAUGGCAAUUUUAAUUUUAUAGCAGCUGUGGGUUCAAGGACAUUAACUGGCCCCAUUACCCUACAAAUUUUCACCAGUAUUGCAAUUUUGGGAUUUAACUUUCAUUCUCUUUUGCAACUGGUAUAAUGCAUCUGCUGAUUUCCUAAGUGCCAGCUACCCCCAUUAGUUAAUUUACUUGAAUGCGAAAUUUUGACAGCAAGUAGUGUUGUAAUCAAAGAAAAGAUAAGUACAAGUAUUUAGAAUUUAAUGUUCAUUUUCUAUAUUAAAUAUGAGUAUUUGAAUCAUAACAUUGAUUUUCUCUCGUAAAUAUUAGUUUUUGAAUCAUAACAUUUUCUAUCUCAAUUAAUUUUUAUAAGUUUGUAAAUUAUAUUGUUUUGUAUCUGUAUGUUUUUAUUUAUAAAACGACAUGCAUUUAUUGUUAGUUGCUGAAAGUCCUGCUUAAUAUGUUCAUGAGCAGAAAACAUCAUCUAGUAAUAGAGUAAUACAUUUGCUAUAUUUGCAACAUCAGUAGAAAAUGCAUUUAAAUAUACUUUUUGGUUUUGACCAAAUUACCAGUCUUCCUUUACUUAAGUAGUUUUCAUACAUGUUCAUGUGCUGCUGUUUUGAAUGGCCUACUGUAGAAGUGAGAUGCUGAGCCCCAUGGCUAAUUUAGGAGUGGUCUCAAGUCGGACUAUAGACUCAGACACACACUUUCUUGUGAAUAAAUGUUUGAAUGAUGAAUACUACUGAAAAAGUAACUGUGCGUGUUAAGACAUUUGUCAAAAAUGAUUUUAAAAUGUUCAGGGGGCCGUUUCAAUAAAGGAGUUGAGUCAAACGUUCAGGGGGCCGUUUCAAUGUAGGAGUUGAGUCAAACGUUCAGGGGGCCGUUUCAAUGUAGGAGUUGAGUCAAACGUUCAGGGGGCCGUUUCAAUAAAGGAGUUGAGUCAAACGUUCAGGGGGCCGUUUCAAUGUAGGAGUUGAGUCAAACGUUCAGGGGGCCGUUUCAAUGUAGGAGUUGAGUCAAACGUUCAGGGGGUCGUUUCAAUGUAGGAGUCGAGUCAAACGUUCAGGGGGCUGUUUCAAUAAAGGAGUUGAGUCAAACGUUCAGGGGGCCGUUUCAAUGUAGGAGUUGAGUCAAACGUUCAGGGGGCCGUUUCAAUGUAGGAGUUGAGUCAAACGUUCAGGGGGCCGUUUCAAUGUAGGAGUCGAGUCAAACGUUCAGGGGGCCGUUCCAAUAAAGGAUUUUAGUCAUAACUUCAAUUAUCUUAAAUCUGCAUAAACACAGCAAAUGGCAAUACAUUCAUUUUUCAUUCCUCAACUUUGUUGUAAUACUGGCUGAAGUUCAUUUCAUACAAAUAUGUAGCAUUAUACUGAAACUAGGGCACAAAGAUAAUUUCAAUUUAUAACUAAAAUCGACUAAAAUCUUUAUUGAAACAGCCCCCAGUUCAACUCAAUUUUCUAACACUGCAAUGCUUCUAUGAUACCAAUGGGCAUUGUCUUAUUUUAUAUAACUUUAUUGAUAUAUCAUAAAAUCACUUUUCCAGCUGCUAUUUCUAGGGUUAUUUAAAAACCUGCAUAUUUUUACAUGCACAGUUACUUUAUUCUGUUCUAUUAUACAUUAUACAAAAUCUGACAAUAAUAGUGACACUUGUGUUAAUACAUUCACCAAGGGGCCUUUUUUUGUCAAGAAUCCAAGAAAUGACUUUGUACCUGAAAAAGCAAUUUACUGUUAAAAACCACUCCUUGUUACAAAAUAACUCCUAGGAUUUAAUGAAACUGCUCCCUGUACCACAAUUUACUGUAUCAGUGCUUUCCCUAAUGGAAAUUUACUAUAAGUAAGAAUUUCAAUUUUGUGUUAUUAGUCGGAACUCACUACUUGAGACCUUCCCAAAAAUUGGGCCCUCGUUUUCUCCUGCCUUCUUGCUCAUAAUAUGUUUUGUUGUUUGUUACUGUUGUAAAAAUAUCUCUGUUAAGUAACUUACUGUAAUAAUAUGAAAGUGCAAUCAUUCUUUUUGUCACUGUACGGACAUUGUACUGACAUAAUAUCAAUAAAUGAUAUUUUAAUAAUUUUUAAA
Mya arenaria is the source of this 10942-nucleotide messenger RNA. RefSeq names its product protein phosphatase Slingshot homolog 2-like. Gene Ontology annotation, cellular component: cytoplasm. The record is from RefSeq and is a predicted model, not a curated record. Gene Ontology annotation, molecular function: actin binding; protein tyrosine/serine/threonine phosphatase activity. NCBI's taxonomy places the organism in Eukaryota, Metazoa, Mollusca, Bivalvia, Myida, Myidae. The transcript is spliced from 18 exons. Bases 1275 to 5972 code for a protein of 1565 amino acids. Gene Ontology annotation, biological process: negative regulation of actin filament polymerization; protein dephosphorylation; actin cytoskeleton organization.